This is a messenger RNA of Aspergillus steynii IBT 23096, 1713 nucleotides long. RefSeq names its product rhomboid protease PCP1. Gene Ontology annotation, molecular function: serine-type endopeptidase activity. The record is from RefSeq and is a predicted model, not a curated record. Gene Ontology annotation, cellular component: membrane. The coding region runs from base 1 to 1713 and encodes 570 amino acids. The transcript has 5 exons. Lineage: Eukaryota; Fungi; Ascomycota; Eurotiomycetes; Eurotiales; Aspergillaceae.
AUGAGCAAUGCGUUCUGCGUAGCAUGGCGCGUUCCAUGCUCGGGGCUUCGGUCCUCGAGCUUGCUCCCAUCAAAUCCCACCUCCCUCCGGUUAUUCGGGUGCAUUUCUCCCUCUCCUGCGGUGCCGGUGAAUGUAGCCAGGCGGCCCGCUAGCACUCUGAGGCCCUUGCCCGGUAUCACCCAUCCCACGUCGCCGCGCGGGUCAAUUCGAUCGCCAUUCCCGUUCUCCUUCGCUCGAUCGUUCGCAAAUUCAGGCUCUCGUUACGCCCAAUCAGGUCCCCCGGUGGAAAAUGGUAUUCAGCCCCGUGCUAAGCCAUUUUCGCAGGCUGAAAUCAAUGCAAUUUUCGGACCCAGUGCGAGAGUGUCCCACUCCAUGGGAAACCGUGUGCUUGCUGUGCUGCACGGCAGACGUCUCAAUGGCACUCCGGAGUUAGACCUUCCUAGGGACAUUAUCUUGGCCGUCCGCGGACCCAGCCGCGAUAAAGCGUUGGAGUGGCUUCGCGAACACUAUCCACUCGACGAGGACGCUGCAAUUCUUGCACGGUUUGAAAGAGAGGAGCGUGAGGCGGAAGAAAGGCUCAUUCGCCGUGCUGAAAACCUGGGCCUCUACAAACCCCAGAGUGGUUCAUUUGGCGCUGAACUCGGAGAGUCAAACGACCCAUCUGGCCGCAGUAUUCUGCAAGAGACCCGGCAGCGCAACGAAGCGAGGAUAUUGGCAGAGGAAGAAAAGCGACGUCAAGAAUGGCUCGAGGGCGAGGCACAGGAUCGUGAGAAGAUGCAGCGCAUGGUGGAACGCAACACGGCGCUUCAAAAAUAUGAAGAGUCAAGUGCACUGGAAGCCCGACCGCGCGCAGACCCUUCUCAGCGUCCUUUCCUCGCAUGGAUUCAAAAGCAUCACCUUCAAGCAACAGACUGGGAUAUUGAUAUCUCCCAUGUAACCACCAGGAGCCGGUUGCUUCCUGGGUUGGUCUUCACCGUCAUUGCCCUCGGUCUUUGCUAUGUCUUCGCACAGAAUUACGAACCUCCAGCCAAAGCAGACCGGAUUUGGCCUACGGUGCCUCCGGCGGCAGCUACGGCACUGGCUAUUGUUGGCGCUAAUUUCGGCAUAUUCGCCUUGUGGAAAGUAUGCCCCCCGGCGUGGAGGAUGCUCAAUCGCUAUUUCAUCACUGUCGCUGCCUACCCUCGUACAGCUAGCUUGGUUGGGAAUGUCUUUAGCCAUCAGUCGUUUUUACAUCUCGCAGGAAACAUGUUCGUCGUUUGGUGGGUGGGGACACAACUCCAUGAUGAAAUCGGCCGAGGAAACUUUCUGGCCAUAUAUCUUGCGUCCGGCAUCUUUGGUUCCUUCGCCUCUUUAACCGUCAAUGUACUCCGGGGCAGGUUAGCGGUGACCUCGCUUGGAGCUAGCUCAGCAAUCUCUGGCUGCCUUGGCUCUUGGUGCACACUUCACGCCGACGAUAAAUUCACAUUUUUCUUUGUCCCCAAAGAAUGGCAGGAGACUUGCAGUAUACAGGGGAAGGUGUUCCUUACGGGGCUGGUCCUUCUCGAGCUUGUCAACCUACGGUUCUCGGCCAUCGGAGGCCAAAUCGAUAACUGGGCUCACUUGGGUGGGCUUCUCAUAGGAACUCUCUCGGCCUUGGCACAUAAACGUCAGGAAAAGGAGCGCCUGGAAAACACGUCCUGGUUUGAUCGGAUGUUUCGGGGCGAAUCAAAAUAG